Sycon ciliatum is the source of this 2843-nucleotide messenger RNA. RefSeq lists its product as uncharacterized. The transcript has 5 exons. Lineage: Eukaryota; Metazoa; Porifera; Calcarea; Leucosolenida; Sycettidae. The coding region runs from base 369 to 2843 and encodes 824 amino acids. The record is from RefSeq and is a predicted model, not a curated record.
CAAGAAAAUUCUGGACGAAAUGCGCUGCCUUUUGGAGGAGCAAGUGUGCAGCUAGUUGUUAUAAAAUAAUUGAUAACAUUUCUUUGAGGCUUUGGUAGGUGUGAGGUACGCGUAUACUGUUUCCGUACCUUUCUGCCCUGUAUCCCUGUAUCUCUGGUCAGUGCAAAUAGGAUCAGAGCUGAAGCGCACUACUGGUUUCAAACUGACUGCAAUCAUCGUCCGCUGUUGUCGGGCGCGUGGACAGCGCAUUGCCGUUGGGUCGGCUCUCCGUGACCUGAAGACGGUGAUAUUGAGGAUGCUUAGACCCUAUGCUGAACGUCGUCUAGAAUAAGAGAACGUGUAGCCAAAGGCGAAAAGUCGCAGUGACUAUGACGAAUGGAUGCAGUAUCCCCAGCUGCCAGAACAACGGGAAGAGCGAGACAAAGGUCGCUGCUGCUCGUGGCGUCGUAUUCCAUCGAGUACCAAAGAAACCCGCUCAUACGCGCGAGGCUUGGCUCCGCGUUCUGAACAAAAUUGUGCCGAACCGGAAUUUUACGGCUGAGCACAUCAGAAUCUGCAGCGAGCAUUUCGAGAAUGGCACAAGCUCACAGGACGCCGUACCUACAAGGUUUGUAGCUCGUGACGCACUGGCUACUGGUCUAGCGGAGCUUCCUGCGUUGAACAAUGUAGCAGCGGAGGUCCCAGUAGCAGCGGAGGUCCCAGUACUGGCAGUAGCAGCGGAGGUCCCAGUAGCAGAAGUGGAGCAGCAUGUUCAGGUGAUCCAGCAUCCACAUGCACUUCACAUUGAUGGCGCCGAUGCCGCACACGUGAUGUUACAAGUAGCCGCCGCCAUGGCAACGGGUGAAGGUUCCGUCUCCACCGGUGCCACCGCAUCCCAAUCCACCGGUCACGUAGCCACCAGCAAGAGUUCAGGAGUGCGAGGCAGCGUGGCUGCCACUGGCAACAGCCGUAGGGCAACUGCUGGCAUCAGACAGAGCAGCAGCGCCGGUAAAGACAGCGGGAUGGCAUCGUCGGCUAAUUCUCUCACUUCACAAGAUGAGGACACGGAAGAGAACAGCCAGAAACCCGCCAACGUCCAGAAGAAGGGGGGAGUGUUUAAGGACUUUGUCUCUUUGGCCGCCUCCGUCCCUGGUAUUAGCAGUUACAACAGCAGCACCAAUCCAAGUAGCGGAAGGCAGGGCGUCACUUCGAGCAGCACAAGGCAAGGCGUCACUUCGAGCAGCACAGGGCAGGGUGUCAUUCGCAGCAGCAGAGGACAGGAUCUCACGUCCAACAACACAGCCAUCACCCAUGACAGCCUUGCCGGUACGAGCUCCGGCACUGUCAGAGACGCCGCAACCUGCCCUAUCGCCACUGACUUGGCCGCCACAAGCUCUGUUGCAAGGAAUGCUGCCUCUACGACUGUUCACACGGCCUCCGUUCCAGCCGUGACCAGACCUGCCCUUACCAGCGCUGCCGCCACUAGCGCUGAUGGAGCUAGUGCACCGAGUUUGGCCAACAUUCCUUAUCAUUCAAUCGGUGCUGGCCCACUAAAACAAGGCCAGGGUCAGAGUGAUCACACUCACAGCUUGGACAUAGACUCCGAGACCUCUGCGGAAGUAUUGCCUGAUCUCAGCAGUAAAACUUCUAUGCAUCCUGUCUACGACAUUGGCCAUAGCAGCAGCAGAGCUCAGCGGCAAAGUCAAACCGCCGGCUGCGCUAGCAGCGGAACUCGUCAGGAACAUGCUCACCUGCCCGCCUUGUCUGGCGGUUUGGACUUUGCGUCGUUGCUCGAUGGCAGCAUUUCGCCUCCGUCUGAAUCGUGCUCGGCCCAGCAACUGUUCAUUAGCCCUUUCCAUUCGCCAACUUCUUCGUCCGUCAAUCGCAUUCCUGUGGGCGAUGAUGGAUGGCCAUUACCCGAAUACUUAGAAGAGGUGCUUGGCUUACUGAUCCCACAAGAAGCGGAGUUAAAAGCCGAAGGGUGUCAGGUGGUCCUGCAGCCAAGCAUCUUUCCAGAUAAACUGGAUGAAGGCAAUGGCUUUGCUGGACAAGAACCCCAGCGUUCUUUAGCAGCAAUGGAUGAAGUACGCAGGGCUCACGCUGUGGCAGGUCUGUGCAAUGCAGGUCAAGGGUGUCUGCAGCCUGCCAGCACAGGUGAUAUUGGUGAUUAUGCUGGUGGCGAUCCUACUGGUGGUGCUUGUGCUGCUGCUGCUGCUGCUGCUGCUGCUGCUGCUGCUGCUGCUGCUGCUGCUGCUGCUGCUGCUGCUACUGGUGGGAGUGGUGCUGGUGCUGUUAUUGAUGAUCAUGCAGGUGCUGGUGGCCGCCUUUUCACCGGUUAUGCUGCUGUUGCUGGGGAUGCUAGUGUUGCUGCUGGUGACUGUGCUGGUGGUGGCUUUGGUGCUGGUGCUGGUGAGGUAUCAGUGCAAGGGACGGCUAAUACAACGUGGCCUGAUGAUUUCAUCGAUUUGGCGUCGCCUGGUGCAUAUCGAAGCUGUCUCCCACCUCGUAUCCCGCACCCGCUAGCUGCAACUGAACCACCAUCUGGUCCAGCCAGAAACCAGCAUGACGGGCACCAUGGAUGGGCUAGUUUUACUGCGAAUCCUGGGCAGCUUGAUAUGAAGUGCGAGGAAGUGACUAAGGAGAUGGAGCAACUGCGAGGGUUUCCAACCAUACCAGGCGUGGAUGGGAGCAGGGCAAAACGCAGACGCUGGGACGGGUCAGCCAGUGCUGUGCCUGAUUUGCUGAUGACGCAGAGAACGACAGUGUCAUCCGGCAAAGGUAAGUUUUGUGCAUGCUGGGAAAUGAUUAUUUUCGUCAAACUCCACUUCAGUAGAAUUCUACCAGUUUGGUUCACUGCAGGGUGA